UUUCGUUUUCACAAUCAACUAGAAUAAAAAUUGAUAUGAAAAUGAAUGCUAGAUGGGUCUAAUUUAAUGUGAAAUUUUACAUUUCUUCAUAAUUUAAGUACUUAUUCAGGAACAGGACUCCAUUAUUUAUACGAACGAAUGAAUUGUGUUCCUUGGAUCAAUCAUGUCAGCGAAAGAAGAAAUUAACUCUUACAACGAGAAAGUAGAAGAAAUAAGGAAUCAGUUCCGAAAGAAGUCACUCCUAAAAGAACAAGACUUCUGUUCUGCAAUAGAAAUAAUAUGGUCCAUGACAGAUAGUAAUAUAGAAACUGUGACUGAUGGAUAUGAAACUGUGUACGAACGUCUUUCUAAUUCAUAUGAAGAAAUACUCGCUGAAGAGAGAAUCAAAGUUCUAGAUUUUUACAAGAAACAAGAGACGAAUUUAUGUGCGGAAUUGGGAUUGAAACCGGUUCAUCAGUCCUUCAAUGAUAUUCCAUCGUUAACAAAGCUCAAAGAAAUCAAACAAUAUCUGAAUGAUUUGACACAAGAAAGAGAACGACGUAAUGUUACUUACGUAAACACCUUACAAAAAAUAGAAAACCUCGUCAAUGAGUUGAAGAUAUCGCCACCGGCUUGUAUCGAGAAAGUUUCGUCAAAUAAGGAAGAUGGAUUAGAUUUAUCGGAAAAGAAUAUUAAAAAGCUGAAAAAUUGCAGAAAAAAAUUGUCGGAACGUGCGAAAAAAAAUGAAGAAAUCGUGCGUUUGAAAGACGAAAUUGUUUCGCUAGAGUGCAAAAAAUUCGUCGCAAAUUUGGAAAAAAAUAUCGAUGAAAUUGUUUUGGGAGAAUAUCAAGAAGAAUUAGACCAAUGUAAAGAACUUCAUACUAGAAAAAUUGAACAGAAAGUUACACUCUGUCGCAAAGAAAUAACAAAUUUAUGGAAUGUUUGUAAUAUUAGCGAAGCAGAUCGAAGAAGUUUUGAAGAUUUCCAAUCCACUGAGUUUACUGAACAUUUGUUGUUGUGUCACGAGAGUGAAAUUUUCCAUCUGAGUAAAUUUCAAAAUAGCAAAUUCACUCCCGAGACCAGAAUAAAAUUCGAAAUCCAACCAAACGAAAUAUAUGAUGUUAUAAUCACAAAAGCGGAUUUGGAACCUAAAACUGAGUUCUAUGCUUGCAUAGAUAAACAAGCUGCCGAUGUUUUUUCUCGAAUGAUGGAAAUUACUGAUCUAGUUUUACUUCCUGAGAAUUUAUUGAAACGCCAUGAAUUGGCAUUUUUUCCUCAAAAGGAUCACAGAUAUCGUGUUAAAAUUUUGAAUGUUGAUGGCAACGAGAUUAAUGUAUUGUUUAUUGACCAUGGCGACAUUUACAUUAUCGAUAGAAACAGUUUAUGCGUUUUGCCUGAGUACUUGCAUUCAAUUCCUCCUCUUGCGUUCAGGAUCGCAGUCAAAAAUAUAGAACCAGAAAGACGAAUCCAUACUGGCGAAACAUUGUCAGUAAAAGUCACAAGUCACCGACGUGGAACUUACCAAGGUGAAAUUGUUGACCAGUCCAUAAAAGUUCCAAAUCUUGAAGAAUUUUUGCAGGAGUGGCAUCUUCACUCUGCAGUACAGGAAAAAUUUGAACAGCUGUUCGCAAUGGGUAUCAUUAAAUUUCCUGAUCGAAGUACAAAUCAUCAGGAUGAAGAACGAUACUUCUCUAUUCGAAAUGAUAUUAAAAAGAUUAAAUACUUUCGCUCGAAAAUCCAAAUCUGUCAACGCUGCCUAAUUUCCAUAGAGCAAGCAGAAUGCAUUGAAGAUGCGGAUAUGUUACAUUUAUACAGUUUCGCUCUCCACACUUUUGGUUUGGCGGGUGUUGAUGUACAAUACCAACUCGUUCUGAAUAUGCUCAUGGCAUGUUCUUAUGCUGAGAAGUAUCUCGAGUCUGGCAGUAUCCAGUUGCAAACAAUCUACGACUUGAAUACAAUUCUAAAUCAUAACUUUUCGCCGAAAGAGUUCACUAAUGUAAACUCCAAAGAGUUAGACAAAUUUGUAACGUUCUUUAAUGAGAAUUUAAACCUAGAAGAUGAAAACGUGAUUCAAGGAGCAUCAUCUGUUCUGAUGAAUUUUCGUAAUUUGCACCUGUUCGAUGAGAUGACAAAUUCAUCUCUUAGCAGAAUAUUAUUCAAUUUAAUUCUAAGAAAAAAAGGAUUUCCCUAUGUCACCUUCCCGAGUAAUCGAGAUAAAAUAUUUGCAAAUGCUUUAAAUGAAGCUGACGAAUCUCGAUAUACUGGACUUUUAAAAUUUACAUUCAACUGUUGCCUUGAAUCGUUGGAGGCAUACACUUCGGUUAUAGAGACGAGAUUGAAAGAUUUAAUGGCAGAGUCGAAGGCCAAAGAGAAAUCCUUGUCUGAGAAACAUCAGGCGGACACUUGAACGUUUUCAAAGCCAACGUGCCACUAUUUGGACUGAUGAGUGAUUACGAUGGCAUUUAGGUUCUAAUCAUGAUUCAUUAUCACAGAACUAACGUGUAUCAAAAGACUGAGAAACUUCCUACUAAUGUUUGUGAAUUUUACUGUAACUUUUUUUUAGCGAAUAUUUACCUGUGAUUGAGUAUUCCUGAUUCCCAUUAAAAGACUGAAUGUUUAA
Molecule: messenger RNA, 2599 nt
Organism: Planococcus citri (citrus mealybug)
Lineage: Eukaryota; Metazoa; Arthropoda; Insecta; Hemiptera; Pseudococcidae
Exons: 17
Coding region: 164-2386 (740 amino acids)
Biological process (GO): microtubule cytoskeleton organization
Cellular component (GO): spindle; cytoplasm
Molecular function (GO): microtubule binding
Source: RefSeq, a predicted model, not a curated record